CUAAAUUUCCCCGCUCGCUUCUGACACUGGUGGAAUAUCAGGAGCGUCAACUUCCGAAGAAACUAAUCAAAUCAACAUUAUGAGUGGUAGUUUGUUUGGAUGUCGCUUAGGUUCAGCUGUCUGUCGAAGAUUUUCUUGGUUAGCUAGACCGAGAAACGUCCAAGGAUACCAUGCGUGUGCUUGUGUCCGAGUGCCGCCUGUGUUCAUACAUGCGUCAAGUGAUGUGCGGAGUGCAGCAGGGCCUGGUGUCCAAUGUUUACACACCACCAGCAUCACCAGCUUGACUUCAGAGAGGGCUGCUAGUGGAGGGAUGACAGAGAGGGAGUAUGAAGUCUUGGCAGAUGACACGCUUGACUCUCUCGCAGAAUACUUCGAGGAUCUGGGUGACGUUGCUGACUGCCAUCAAGACUAUGAUGCAUCUUUGGGGAGUGGAGUGUUGACAUUAGUGCUAGGUGGCAACAUGGGGACGUAUGUCAUCAACAAACAGACACCAAACAAACAGAUAUGGCUGUCAUCACCAGUGAGUGGCCCCAAGCGGUAUGACUUCUGUGAUUCCCGAUGGAUCUACAAGCGAGAUGGAGUUACUCUGCACCAGCUGCUGAUGGCAGAGCUGCAGCCGCACUUCACACACCCAAUCAACCUCUCCCAGUGCUCAUACAGCGGACUGUCCAAGUCCUGAACACAGUCUGGGUACCCUGGACAAACACGUCACCAUCCCUGAACACAGCUGGAGGCAGUUACCCAGGGUAUGGACCCUACAGCCCUCUACAUGACACUCACUAACACCAUGGGGUAGAGUUGUGAUGCUCCACAUACAACAGGCUACCUUCUUCUGUGCAGGGACAUUGAAAUGCUAGGAUUGUUGUGAACAUGGUGAAUGGUGUGUGUAUCUCCCCACUGAUGCUUGUGUGGGGAUUUUGUUGAAUUUUUGUGAGUCAUACUUUUGCAAGAGGAAUGUGAAAAGUCGUAUAAAAGUUAUGGUGUGGAAAUGAACAUGUUCACCCAUCGACUGUGUAUCCUCACUUCUGUGGUUGUUGGAUCUCAUUGCCCAAUACAGUGGUGUUUAUUCAUGCUACUACAGACCCGUGAAGAUUCCGGUAGAAUAGGCCUUCAGCAACCCAUGCUUGCCGUAAAAGGUGACUAUGCUUGUCGUAAAAGGCGACUAUCCGGAUCGGGUGGUCAGGCUCGCAGACUUGG
Messenger RNA from Haliotis rufescens (red abalone), 1197 nucleotides. RefSeq names its product frataxin, mitochondrial-like. Gene Ontology annotation, cellular component: mitochondrion. Lineage: Eukaryota; Metazoa; Mollusca; Gastropoda; Lepetellida; Haliotidae. The transcript is spliced from 5 exons. Gene Ontology annotation, biological process: intracellular iron ion homeostasis; iron incorporation into metallo-sulfur cluster. Gene Ontology annotation, molecular function: ferroxidase activity; ferric iron binding; iron chaperone activity. Bases 80 to 679 code for a protein of 199 amino acids. The record is from RefSeq and is a predicted model, not a curated record.